UCACCCUAAUAAUGUGGAUCACUAAUCUCGGAGCAUUUCACAUAAUUCUAACUGGCCUGUAUACUUAAAUUAGAGAAGAAAUGGCCCUACCCAGUGAACAAGAUGCGUGCGAAACUUACUUGUCAUAGCAAAAGUCCGGAAAUCAGUGUCAUAUUACCUAUUCUGGGAAUAACGUCUAGUUAAUACACUGUGCAGCGCGCCCAGUGGGUGUGGAGGCAGAAUCUCAGUUCUUCGAGCUAAAAGCAACCACAUCCCGCCUGUUGCUUUCACUAUCGAAGAUAUAGUCGUUUUUCAUCUUGGCGUGCGUACAUACACACAAUCGUUCAAUUUCCCAAUAAUCUAAAAUAAAUCUUGGCGAUGAAUGGUGACCCCGACGAUCUUGAGAUGGAUCUGGUUAACAGGGGACCGAGCGGAGCCGCAGUCCUGGAGGAUGUGGUGUACUGUGAAGAGUUCCUGCCUACAUUCACAGCCGUGGAGGAAGGGGAUGCCAUGCCCAGGGCAGAGAUGGUGGAAUUUAACGACAAGCCCGAUUACUUGUUCUUCAACGAUGGAAAGAGGCGGAUCGAUUUUGUGCUGGCGUAUGAGGACGAGGACAAGAAAGAGUUUGAGAAGAGGCACGUUUUUCAAAGGCGAAAGAGACGGAGAGAGUACUUUGAAGCAGCCCUGAUAUUGAUGGGACUGGAACUAGAAGCAACGCGGUCGGUCCUGGAUGAGAAGCUGGUGUUUGUGAAAGUCCACCUGCCAUGGGAAGUGCUCUGCACCUACGCCGAGGUCCUCCACAUCAAUCUGCCCAUCCUGCCCAAUGACCUCACAAAGACAGCGUCACCCUUCAGCUGCAUCACCAAGUUCUUCCGUCCCAACGAGAACCUCAUACCGACUGAGAUCGAGUAUUUCACCGCUCCGUUUACAAAAGACAGAUUAGAUUAUUUCUUCAUCAAGGACCGGGAGCUGUUCUUCACGCCUGCUAUGAGAAGCAGGAUGGCCAGCUACAUCCUGUGUCGAGCGCCUUUCGAAGUGAGGGGUGAAAUCAGGAAGUUUGGCAUUAACAAGCUGCUGGACAGAGGAGUCUACAAAGCCGCUUACCCCCUGCACGACUGUAGGUUCAACGUGAGGUCUCAUGAUGGCCAGUGCCCCAGUGAGAGGUUUCUGCUGUACAAUGAGUGGGCUCACCCCAAGAGCAUUUACAAGACGCAACCCUUGGACCUUAUCAGGAAGUACUACGGAGAGAAGAUUGGCAUUUACUUCGCCUGGUUGGGCUUCUACACAUACAUGCUGGCAAUAGCCGCAGUAGUUGGGGUUUGCUGCUUUAUCUAUGGCUACCACACUCAGGAGACCAGCACCUGGAGCAAGGAGGUGUGUGACCCGGAGAUUGGAGGAAACAUUGUGAUGUGCCCACAGUGCGAUAAAGAAUGCACCUACUGGAAACUUAACAACACCUGCGAAUCAUCAAAGAAAUUGUGCAUAUUUGACAAUUUUGGGACACUGGUGUUUGCGAUUUUUAUGGCAGUCUGGGUCACAUUGUUCCUGGAAUUCUGGAAGCGGUACCAGGCCAGGUUGGAGUAUGAGUGGGAUACUGUGGAGUUCCUGGAGCAAGAGGAACAACCUCGGGCCGAGUAUGAGGCCAAGUGCAUCUAUGAGCGGACUAAUCCCAUCACCAAGGCCAAUGAGAAGGCGCCCUUCACUAGAUGCGGAAAGUGUAUGCGAGUGACUUGUGGAUUUGGGACGGUUUUAUUCUGGAUCAUGCUGAUAAUUGCCUCCGUGGUCGCCAUCAUAGUGUACCGGCUGGCGGUCUUUUUUACCUUCUCUGCCAACCUGAAGAUAGACUUGAAGGAACUGGAGCCGUUUAAGGGCUAUUUGACCGCACAGAUGGCAACCUCAGUCACAGCCUCUAUCAUCAGCUUUGUGAUCAUCAUGAUCCUCAACAUCCUGUACGAGAAAGUUGCCAUUUGGAUCACAGAUUUCGAGUUGCCAAGAACCAAGACUGACUACGAGAACAGCUUAACCCUGAAGAUGUUCCUCUUCCAGUUUGUGAACUACUACUCUUCAUGCUUCUACAUUGCCUUCUUCAAGGGCAAAAUAGUAGGAUAUCCUGGGGCUCCUGUCUACUGGCUGGGCAAGUAUCGCAACGAGGAGUGUGACCCCGGAGGCUGUUUGAUUGAGCUGACGACUCAGCUAACAAUUAUCAUGGGUGGUAAAGCCAUCUGGAACCAAAUACAGGAGGUGCUCCUGCCAUGGGUGAAAAACCUGAUUUCUCGCUUCUGCAUGAAGGUGCGCUCUGAAACGGUGCUUCCCCGCUGGGAGCAGGACUACCAACUCCAGCCCCAGGGCACUUUGGGCCUGUUUUAUGAAUAUCUGGAGAUGGUGAUCCAGUUUGGCUUCGUGACACUCUUCGUGGCCUCCUUUCCUCUGGCUCCUCUCCUGGCAUUUCUGAACAACAUUUUUGAGAUCCGGGUGGACGCUUGGAAGUUCAUCACACAGUUCCGGCGCAUGGUGCCCGAGAAAGCGCAAGGCAUUGGUACCUGGCAACCCAUCCUGCAGGGUAUCACCAUCUUGGCAGUGGUGACCAAUGCCAUGAUAAUCGCCUUCACGUCCGACAUGAUUCCUCGACUGGUGUACUACUGGUCAUUCUCAGUCUUUCCGUACGGGAAUCAUACGGGAAACACCAUGGAGGGUUACAUCAACAGCAGCCUCUCCGUCUUCAACAUCGUCGACUUCUCCAACAUAAGCCGACCUAAUGAGCUUCCCUACUGGUUUAAUAACAACAUCACAACAUGCAGGUAUCGAGAUUUUAGGUACCCACCUGGACACCCAAGACAAUACGAGUACAACAUUUUCUACUGGCACGUGAUAGCAGCCAAGCUGGGCUUCAUUAUAACAGUAGAGCAUGUCGUCUACCUGACGAAGUUCAUCCUGGGCUACGUGAUCCCAGACGUUCCAAAAGCAGUGAAGGAGCAGAUCAAGAGGGAGAGGUACCUGAGGCAGAUGAUCCUGCACGAGGUCAACCUGAGCAUGGUGUCCAGACACAUGAAACCAGUCACUGACAACCUCAUUAUGAACAUGGAUCAGAGCUCGGAAUUAGACCUCGACUUUGACAUGUGAACCUUCUGAGGAGAUUCAAGUCGCAUGAGUUUCCGUGGUUCGCUGUUUACAUGUAUGGAAGGGGGUGUCUUGCGGGUUUGGGGAGGUUUUUGUAACCUGUGUGUUUGGCGGGAUUGUAUUUAUAUGUGGAAUGUUUGCAUACAGGAGCAGAUUAAUGCACGGGCUAUCCUAGGCUUUAGCAUCAGGCCCCCACUCGCCUUAGGAAGAUGAGAUAGAUUAAGCAUAUUCAAUCUGGCAUCCCACAGCUCGGUAAGCUUUACUGUGGGUACCCUACUCACCAAUUAGCGAAAUAUUGACGUUUUUAAUACUCUUUCAACUGAAAAAAUAGCUCAAAUGGUCCGUUUGCGAGAAGUGGUUGCUAGCCGCUAGCCGCCAGGUGGAUUCAGUUUGAGACUCCUGGGUUAGUUAUGUCAGUAACACUUGAGUUUCCAUGCUGAUGUCAGCCUAGGUGCCGCAGAUAAGUUAAUCCACCCCUGUUUGCAUGGGAGGGAAAAGUAUUUGCAUGCCCUGUGUGUGUGUUGUGUGUAUGAGACAGAGACUCAGUGGGUGUGCUGUGUGGGAUGGCUUUACCAAGAAGCCUCAAGAAAAGGCAACGUUACUGUAGGUGAAGUCGUAAUCUUUCAGGUAAUAUGGUUUAAUGACGAGCAAGUCGCAAAAUGUAUGUAUGAGAAGAAGAGGCACCGCCCUACUGAAUCAUGUUCUGUCUUGUAUGGUUGUACACCCUUUACGGGCAUGUUUUUACCUGGGCUGUCUACUGGAACCAGUUGGUUGACUUAACCAGCUAGCAAAACAAAAGACAGACAGCAGAAUCAAAGGGAGUUACCCAAAAGCCAUUAUUUUACUUUUUUAAAAAGUUAGUGAUCAUUGCUGUGCUACAUUGUCCGGUGUGAAGUACAAAAUCACAUAUGAAAUAAUGUAAAAAAAUAUAUACAUAUUUGUCAUGCGUGCCGAAGGUUUUAUGUCACUAUUAUUGACCUAAUUUACUAUAUUGGUAAAGUAUAUUUAAUACUCACUUCAUAUAUUGUGUAUACUUUCAUUACAAUGACUUUGUAGCCAGGCUGGACCAAACUGACUCACCUAUGUUUUUAAACCUUUUGUAACUAUUAUAUAUGUCACCCUAUUCUUUGAUCCUAUCAAACAAAAUGCCUCUUCAUAAAAUCAGGUUGUGCGUGAGUCAUUUUCUUUUUUCAGAUAACCUGAAAAUUCUCAACAUCCUGGUGAAAUGAACAAGCAUUUACUUUGCUAAGAAUCUCAGAUACCGUUCACCCAAACAGAAGCUGGAGAUAACUGGUUGUUUUCCUCUGUCACUGGGUUUCUGGUUCUUCUUCCUCUUGGUGGUGGUUUCCCUCUCUCCCUAAUUCUCCAGUGUACAUAGACAGUGAUGGACCAGCACCCCAUCCAACGUUCUCCCUACUACUUGUGCCUAAUUAGAUCCAGAUCCAACAUGACCCCAUGCCGGCUAACUACUUACCCAAGAUCAAUGGGGAAAAAAGUGUUUUAUGCCACUAUCAAAAUCCACUUUAAAAUGACUCCUACCAUGCCUGUGUAACGUAUGACCACUGUAAGUCACAACGCUAAUGUUCUGUGAAUUAACCACUUGUACAGGAGCUUGUAAAUGCAUAUACAACAAAUUAUUAAAUUUGUUUCAAAAAUAUAUGUAUUACUUAGAGUUUGUAUGGAUACUGUGAAAUGUAGUGGUUUUGUAUUCACUAUGUAUAACCUUGUGAAAAAAUAUAUUAAAUGUUUUAAACAUUG
Messenger RNA from Paramormyrops kingsleyae, 4854 nucleotides. RefSeq names its product anoctamin 6 (gene ano6). The record is from RefSeq and is a predicted model, not a curated record. Gene Ontology annotation, biological process: calcium activated phosphatidylcholine scrambling; chloride transmembrane transport; calcium activated phosphatidylserine scrambling. Lineage: Eukaryota; Metazoa; Chordata; Actinopteri; Osteoglossiformes; Mormyridae. Gene Ontology annotation, cellular component: plasma membrane. Gene Ontology annotation, molecular function: chloride channel activity; protein dimerization activity.